Neopsephotus bourkii (Bourke's parrot) is the source of this 1104-nucleotide messenger RNA. RefSeq names its product SKI8 subunit of superkiller complex (gene SKIC8). The transcript has 11 exons. The coding region runs from base 77 to 994 and encodes 305 amino acids. Gene Ontology annotation, cellular component: Cdc73/Paf1 complex. Gene Ontology annotation, molecular function: protein binding. The record is from RefSeq and is a predicted model, not a curated record. NCBI's taxonomy places the organism in Eukaryota, Metazoa, Chordata, Aves, Psittaciformes, Psittacidae.
CUGUGGUGGCGAGGGGCCGAGAGCUCAGUGUCCGGCACAGCUCGAGCGCCCCUGUUAGGACUGCUUCCAUAAAGACAUGACCACACAGUACAGUAUUCUCUUCAAGCAAGAGCAAGCUCACGAUGAUGCCAUUUGGUCAGUUGCCUGGGGAAAAAAUAAGAAAGAUGGUUCUGAAACAGUGAUCUCUGGUUCUUUGGAUGAUCUUGUGAAAGUCUGGAAGUGGAAUGAUGAAAAAUUGGAUCUCCAGUGGACUUUGGAGGGUCACCAGCUGGGUGUGGUAUCUGUGGAUAUCAGUCACACAGGCUCCAUUGCAGCAUCCAGCUCCCUUGAUGCCCACAUUCGCCUUUGGGAUUUAGAAACUGGAAAACAAAUCAAGUCCAUCGAUGCUGGUCCCGUUGAUGCUUGGUCCCUGGCUUUUUCACCUGAUUCACAGUACCUUGCAACAGGAAGUCAUGUGGGAAAAGUAAAUAUUUUUGGUGUUGAAACCGGAAAGAAAGAAUAUUCUCUGGACACCAGAGGGAAGUUCAUCCUUAGCAUUGCAUAUAGUCCAGAUGGAAAAUACUUAGCCAGUGGAGCGAUAGAUGGCAUUAUCAAUAUUUUUGAUAUUGCAACUGGAAAACUUCUGCAUACGCUGGAAGGUCAUGCGAUGCCUAUUCGUUCACUGACGUUUUCUCCAGAUUCUCAGUUACUUGUAACUGCUUCAGAUGAUGGCUAUAUCAAAAUCUACGAUGUGCAACAUGCAAACCUGGCUGGCACAUUAAGUGGUCAUGGAUCCUGGGUAUUAAAUGUAGCAUUUUGUCCUGAUGACACCCAUUUUGUUUCCAGUUCAUCUGAUAAAAGCGUUAAAGUUUGGGAUGCUGGAACAAGAACCUGUGUUCAUACGUUCUUUGACCACCAAGAUCAGGUUUGGGGAGUGAAAUACAAUGGAAGCGGGUCCAAAAUUGUGUCUGUUGGCGAUGACCAAGAAAUUCAUAUUUAUGACUGUCCUGUUUAAAUGUCUUCACUCAUUCCCUCUGGUUAACUUUUGUGGCAGUUUGGAACACUACUGUCCUGUGUCACUUUUUUAGUACAAUAAAAGCAUUUUCAUAUUGCUGAUGUGCAGAA